CGGAAAUGAGGAACUAGGAAGUCGAGUGCAAGGCUGAUGUGGAAUGCCACACAUUUGUUUAAGAUGAAUUAGUGUCGCCUACAGCACCGUACUCAUUUUCAUCCACCAUAGAUGUAGAGAAUUGAUACCGAUUGGCAUAAGCGGUCAUCCCACAUGCAGUGGCGUCGCUAGCUGUGUUCGGGAAAGAUGCUUCAGAGGUGACCUGAGUUGGAGCGGGGUGAAUGUGUGGAGUGUUUGCGGAGUGUAACAACAUCAUUACCUGCUCUGUUAAUAGUCGCGACUUUUGAAAUAACAAAUAUGUUCUUCCCACGCUGUUAAACAUAAUUUACACUUUUUAUCAAAUCUUGGUGGCUCAUUUCCUGUGAUUAGAAGCUAAACAAAAUGCCAAGGCCAAAUUGAAGUAAUACACUUCUCAUUUCACACACCAAAAUCCAUCAUUUUACACCUGAAGUCAUCAUGUCAUUGGGCGAGCAGUCGCAGAAGUGGUUUCCAACUCACGUCCAAGCCACUGUUCUUCAAGCCACAGACCUGCAACCAAAGGGCAAGAAUGGCACAAACGAUGCCUACACCAUCAUCCAGCUGGGCAAAGAGAAGUACUCCACAUCAGUGGCAGAAAAGACCCUCAGCCCGGUGUGGAGGGAAGAAGCUUCGUUUGAACUGCCAGGGCUGCUGAUGGAGAGCAAUCCAGAGGUUUAUGAGCUGUGCCUCACAGUCAUGCACCGGUCCCUGGUUGGAUUAGAUAAGUUUCUGGGCCAAAAAAUCAUCAACUUAAAUGAGAUAUUUGACAACAAGGAACGGCGGAAAACUGACUGGUACACACUAGACUCAAGGCCAGGUAAGAAGAGGAAGGACCGAGGCAAGAUUCAAGUCAGCAUCCAGUUCAUGCGGAACAACAUGACUGCCAGCAUGUUCGAUUUGUCAAUGCGAGACAAACCCAGAUCGCCAUUCUCCAAGCUCAAGGAAAAGAUGAAGGGUCGCAAGCACGACGGUGCCUUUUCAGACACAUCUUCCGCCAUCCUUCCACGCUCAGGACAGAGCGAAACUGAUUCUCUGCCAGACCAGAACCCGCACCCGCACCCUCAGGCUCCACCUGAACCCAAGCCAAAACGCUCGCUGCUCACUGGGACGCAGAAACUUUCUGCUGCUCACUCCAUGUCUGAUCUGAUAGGAACACACUUCAGGCCCAAACUCGACUCCAUGAACUCUAUUGAGGAGAAAGGGGUCGCUGCAUCUCACAGACACUCUCAGAGCGAUGGAUAUGGUUGCCCAACCAACGACGUUCCAUGUGACCCCUUUUCCGACAUAGGAGACAACAUGCCCCAGAAAUUCGCCACUCUCCCACGCAACCGCAAUCCCUUCGAGGGAGAUCAGGGGAUGCUGUGGGGGGCAGAGAAGAAAGAGAAGAAGGAGAAGGUCGGUCUUCUGGGCAGAGUGACUGGGAAGAAGGAAGGAAAGAAAACGGCUGCUGGAACGCGAACAGGAAGCUCUGGAGACCUGCGAUCCCCAAACCCCUUUACCAGUGAAACCUCAAGUGAAACCAACCCUUUUCUCUCACACUACAGAUCCAGCAGUGACAACAUGAGAAAUCCUACUAGCAACGAGGACCUUACACAGAAAUUCAGAACCUCUCCCGAAAAGAAACGCGGCAUGAAGACUGCAAGAGAGCAUGAGCCUGAACAUCUGCAGAUGAAUAUGGCGGCCUACAGCAAUCUCUCGUUUGAAGAAGUUGUGCAAGAGCUCAUCAAGCAGAAGGAGGUAGUGAGAAAGAAAGAUGCUCAUAUUCGGGAGCUGGAGGACUACAUUGAUAACCUGCUGGUCAGGGUAAUGGAAGAAACACCUAGCAUCCUGAGAACACCCUAUGAGCCCAAGAGAAAAGCUGGGAAGAUCUCAAAAAAAUAAAAGAUCUAAAAAGCAUAUUGUAACUUAAGUUUUCUGGCAAAAUAUACAGUAUAUUGCUUGCAAAAGGACACUGGAAUGCCAGUUCUGACAAGAACACAAGUAUAUUUGUUCACAUGCAGACAGAUUGUUACUCUAGGUUUGCAAGAACAAACAGAUAUAUUGUGAAGAAAUAUAGGCACUAAAUGUGGCGAUGCCAAACCCCCUUUUUAGAUUUUUUCAUUAGUUUAUUUUGAUUUUUUUUAAAUGAAUAUUUUGAGCUGUUGACAAAUACUUCAAAAAUUUCCACAAGCAGCCAUUCUUAGUUUGAGUGCCGUUCUUGCGCGAGACCAAUGUUAUGUUUCUACCGAAAAUAACUGUGUUUAAGUUGACUUUUACGUUAUAUUCAGUCAGUAUAACAGAAUUGAGCACUUAAUACUCACUGUGUUUUGCGAUGAUCACUGGGGUGGACUGUCCAUAUGAGGCCUUUAAUUUGCUGUGACUGAAUUCACACUGCAAAAGCUGUACCAGACGUACAUGUCUGUCCACAAAUAUGUGGUGAAGCAAGGAAACACUUGGAUUGAUUGCACCAUGGGACAUAGAAGUGAAUAUUUACUGCAUGUUUUAGCACUGGAGCGUAUUGAUUUACUGAAAGACCGUGUUGGGUUUGACAGGGUAACUGUCCUGUCACUUUGAAGGGUGUUUGCACUGUAGACAAAGAGUAAUAUUGGCAUGUGUUUGGUGCCAUGUUGAUACGUUAGUUACAAGACGUCGGUACUGGAACCUUUUUGGUACUUUUUUCAAAUCGUACGUCUAUAAAACAAUACACUGGUACAGAAUUACACUACUAAUAUUUAUUUUGAGCUUGAUUGCAAUGAGCAAAAUGUGUAUGUGAAUAACACUGUUCACUUUUUAAGAAGAAACAAACUGCCUCUGUUGUAUACAGUGAUGACAGAAGUGUAGAAAUGAGCAUCUGGUUUCCAAAGACUUCAUUGUGAAUGUCAUUCAGAUGAACUGGAAUGUACCGUUGCUGAAUAUCUUCAGUAUACCGUAGGACUGUCAAAAUGUGUGGACUGCCUACAGUUGACUACACCAAAGUGUUGAUGGUUUUUAAUUAAACUUAAGCUAGUCGGUCAGUCAAUCAAGCACAGAAGUAUUAAAUGGCCCCUGAUUUUACCACAGCAAGUCUAGCCCAUGCGUAUUUAAAACCACAGCAAAUAACGGAUUAAUUUGGCAUGUCUGGAUGCCUCAUCAUGGAAACAUUUCAGUCGGUUUGAUUCAUUACAAUGUAUAGCAUGUUCUGUGCAACAAAAUGAGCAAUGUAGACAAACUAGCUGAAGAACAAUUGUUUACAGAUUGCAAGACAGUACUCUUUGACAUUGUACUGCUUUCCCGAUGCUUUUCUUGUAGGACACUUUUUAUAGUGUUUACUGUGAUCUAGUGUCAUCUCUAGUACAUAUCUGGUGAGAAAAUGACAUUGGCUAUUAUCAGUGGUAACUGAGCUUAUAUUUUGCACCUUGGGCUGUUACACUGGAGCAUCUGUGUAGUGAAAUACUAUACAGCAGUGGUGCAUGUGCGCACCGCAUACUUAAAAAUGUACAUUUGAGAAAACUAGAAUGAUUGUAGUCUGUAAAAUAACUUGUUUUAAUACAGCAGAGGUCAAAAGUUUUAUAAUCAUUAAAAAUGUUAAUUAUUUGACCAAAAUAACAGGGAUUAUACAAAAUGCAUGUUAUUGUUUAUUUAGUACUGACCUGAAUAAGAUAUUUUACAUAAAAGAUGUUUGCAUAUAGUCCACAGGAGAAAAUAAUAGUUGAAUUUAUAAAAAUGAUCUGGUUCAAAAGUUUACAUCCCCUUGAUUCUUAAUACUGUGUUGUUACCUGAAUCAUCACCAGCUGUGUUUUUUUUUUUUUAUUGUUGUUGUUUAGUCAUAGUUGUUCAUGAGUCCCUUGUUUGUCCUGAACACUUAAACUGCCUGCUUUUUUUAAAAAAAAAAUCCUUCAGGUCCCACAAAUUCUUUGUUUUCCAGCAAUCAAAGGCCGGGGGGUGAACACUUUGAAUUUGAAGAUUAGGGUAAAUGUAACUUAUUUUGCCUUCUGGGAAACAUGUAACUAUCUUCUGUAGCCUCUGAAGGGCAGUACCAAAUAAAAACGAGAUAUUUAGGCAAAAUAAGAAAAAUGUACACAUCUCCAUUAUGUUCAAAAGUUUUCACCCCUGACUCUUAAUUUGUGUUUUUUUCCUUCAGGAGCAUCGGUGAGUGUUUGAACCUUGUGUAAUAGUUGCAUAUGAGUCCCUCAGUUGUCCUCAGUGUGAAAAGAUGGAUCUCAAAAUCAUAUAGUCAUUGUUGGAAAGGGUUCAAAUACACAAAAAUGCUGGAAAACCAAAGAAUUUGUGGGACUUGGAUUUUUCUGAUGAACAGCAGACAGUUUAACUGUUCAGGACAAACAAGGGACUCAUGAACAACUAUCACUAAACAAACAAACAAAAAAAAAAACACAGCUGUGGAUCAUUCAGGUAACAACACAGUAUUAAAAAUCAAGUGCAUGUAAACUUUUGAACCGGGUCAUUUUUAUAAAUUCAACUAUUAUUUUCUCUUGUGGACUAUAUUUAUCAUAUAUUAACAUCCUUCAUGUGAAAUAUCUUAUUCAGGUCAGUCCUAAAUAAACAAUAACAUGUAUUUUGUAUAAUCCUCCUUAUUUUGGUUAAAUAAUUAACAUUUUUAAUGAUUCUGAAAGGGGGAUGCAAACUUUUGACCUCAGCUGUAUGUUAGCCCCUCAUGUGAAGGCAAUUCUUUAUGCUGUAAUACCCCUUUUUGAUAUUUUGAAGACACAAUAGUUCUCUGUAUGUAUAUAGCUCUGCAGAAAGCUUCCCAGAAGUAGUUUUCUGAACAACAUGGUAAAACACUGUGCUGGUUAGUUGUGCUGGAAAGGAAGUCUUCUGUCUUUCUAUAAUAUUGGGUCGCAAUGAUUAAGUGAUGUAUUUUAGCUGUAAAUUAUUAUGGUUUUGUUCGUUUAAAGUUUUAUUUGCUUACAUUUUAUGUAUUUGGAGAGGUUUACAUGUGUGUAAUUGACUAUUCACGCAUACAGUGUUACACAGUGCUGACAUGGCUGGUCAGUUUUCUAAAAAUGAGACCAUUAAGUUUUGUGCGAGCAGUCGGAAGCUAGUUUUUCCAUGUAGUUUUGUUUACGUGCUAAAUUUUUUAACCUUUGCAAUAUGGAUAAACAUGUUAAAGCUUUUAUUUACAAAUCAUUUACAAAUGUGGUACGCCAAGCUUACAUUAUUUACACCAGAAGCAUGUUAUUUAUUAAUAUUUUUUUUUCUGCAUUAUAUUUGUUGCUGGCCAAAAAUGUUUCAUUAAAUGAAUUAAAUUCAGAUUGAAAAUUAUGUGUUAAAGAGUAAAGUUAGCUAUAGUACAUCUUGUGCAUAUAGUUAGCUAUAGGUUUUCUCUCUCUCGCUCUCUAUUUGUUGUUUCAUAUCAGGACUUCUGUCUUUUUUUCUU
Molecule: messenger RNA, 5371 nt
Organism: Labeo rohita (rohu)
Lineage: Eukaryota; Metazoa; Chordata; Actinopteri; Cypriniformes; Cyprinidae
Product: rab11 family-interacting protein 2
Exons: 6
Coding region: 457-1899 (480 amino acids)
Biological process (GO): regulated exocytosis
Cellular component (GO): endosome; phagocytic cup
Molecular function (GO): small GTPase binding
Source: RefSeq, a predicted model, not a curated record